Molecule: messenger RNA, 1464 nt
Organism: Penicillium cataractarum
Lineage: Eukaryota; Fungi; Ascomycota; Eurotiomycetes; Eurotiales; Aspergillaceae
Exons: 1
Coding region: 1-1464 (487 amino acids)
Biological process (GO): transmembrane transport
Molecular function (GO): transmembrane transporter activity
Source: RefSeq, a predicted model, not a curated record
AUGGCCACUGUCAAGUCCGCUGAGGAGAAUAUCUCCUCUCCUGACGCGGUCGGCGACAACUCUGCCCAUCAUGUCGCUCCACCCUCCUCGCUCCACCAAAAGAAUAUCUUCGCGAGGGUCCGUCGGGACCCAUGGUUCCAGAUUAUUUUGAUUUCGUUCAUUGCGUUCUGUAAUCCGGGCAUGUAUAAUGCCCUGACGGGUAUGGGCGGGUCCGGCCAGGUGGACUCCACGGUGUCUGCUAACGCCAACGUCGCCACUCACGCCGCUACAGCUGGUGCGGCUCUCGUGGUGGUCGGAACUCUAUACAAAUACCUAGGUCCACGUCUCUCGCUUCUUAUUGGCGGCUGGACUUAUGCUUUGUACGCGGGAGCCCUGCUCAACUCCAUUCGAGUGAAGGAUGGUGGACCCUUCGUGAUUGCUUCUGGUGCGCUGUUGGGUCUGGGAGCUGCCUUCUUCUGGGUUGCCCAGGGUACUAUUAUGGUGACCUAUACCAAUGAUCAGACACGCGGUCGAGCUAUUGGUGUCUUCUGGGUGAUCUUCAAUCUGGGCGCGACGAUUGGUUCGCUCGCAAGUUUUGGACUGAACUACCACUCCAAGUCUGGCACCGUGACCGAUUCAACCUAUAUUGCUUAUAUUGUCAUCAUGCUGUUUGGAUGGGCGCUGUCCGUCUUGGUCUGCUCGACGGAGAGUCUCUCCGAGAAAUAUCACGGUCAUCGCAUUGCGCAAGAAUCAAAAUCAUUCAACUUUGGGAACCUGAAGUCAACUGUGAUCCAAGUUCUUCGGAUCGUGUUUGAUUGGAGGAACGUUUGUCUCUACCCCAUGUUUUACAACGCGAACGUCUUUUAUUCCUACCAGCAGAACGACGUGAACGGCUUGACUUUCAACUUGCGCACGCGUUCCCUCAAUGGUGCGCUUUACUGGAUUGCUCAGAUGGCCGGUGGGCUUCUGAUGGGGCUGAUCCUCGACCUUCACACUCUCAAUCGCCGAGCUCGUGCUAUCACCGGAUGGGCAAUCCUUUUUGUUACCGGAAUGGUAAUCUGGGGCGGCGGAUAUCAAUUCCAGGUCUGGGAUGAUAAACGCUUAGCUCUAGGGUUCAAACAGGAUAUCGACUAUAAGGAUGGCAGCAAAUUCCUGGGUCCCAUGUUCCUGUACUUCUUCUAUGGGGCUUAUGAUUCAUUCUGGCAGGCAUUCUGCUACUGGAUCAUGGGAGCUCGUUCGCGCGACCCAGUGGUCAAUGCCGUUGUCGUUGGAGCAUACUCUGCCUUGAAGCCUGCUGGUGGUGCCAUGGCGUGGAGAAUCAAUGCAGAGAAGGUCAGCCCGAUGAAGCAGUUCGCUAUGAAUUGGGGUCUCAGCAUCGGUAGUCUUCUGGUGGCUAUUCCCACUGUGAUGACAAUCCAGAAGUCGGAUAAAGAUUUGGAGGAUGAUAUCUCGGAUGACCAGGUCAGAGAGCCCGAGAAGAACUAA